Cololabis saira (Pacific saury) is the source of this 1151-nucleotide messenger RNA. It is a transcript of the gene thoc6, whose product is annotated as THO complex 6. Bases 116 to 1087 code for a protein of 323 amino acids. Gene Ontology annotation, cellular component: THO complex; transcription export complex. The record is from RefSeq and is a predicted model, not a curated record. Gene Ontology annotation, biological process: mRNA export from nucleus. NCBI's taxonomy places the organism in Eukaryota, Metazoa, Chordata, Actinopteri, Beloniformes, Belonidae. Gene Ontology annotation, molecular function: protein binding. The transcript is spliced from 13 exons.
UCUGUUUCCCUCCUCGCCGCGCAGCUUCGCUUCUGUCCGUCUUCCUGCGGGUUUUUCUCUGUUUUUCCUUCAGUUUCGGAGUUUCUUUGGGACCAGAACAACUCGGACGUGCAGGAUGGGUCCCGUAGAGCUGCUCCACAUGUCCGUCUUCUCCCAGAGCUUCUCUCCCUGCGGACGCUUCCUGGCGGCGGGGAACAACUACGGCGAGAUCGCCCUGUUCAGCCUGUCGGCGGCGCUGAGUCCAGAGGCCACGGCGGACAACCAGAGGCCGAUUCUGACCUUCACAGCCCACGAAGGUCCGGUCUUCAGCCUGCGGUCCUCGGACGGCGUCCUGCUGAGCGCGGGGAACGGCGAGGUCAGCGCCUGGAGCUGGACGGAGCUCAGCAAGAAGAACGUGAAGCCGCUGUGGACCAAGAGACCCAACUACAAGUUCAGCCUGGAGAUCCCGGAGAUCAACUCCAUGGUCGUCAACACAAAAGACAACAGCCUGGCCCUCGGAGGCGGAGACAACAACAUCCACAUCCUGGACCUGGAACACGGAGUCUUCAAGUCGGUCCUCCAGGGACACACUGAUUACGUCCACUGCUUGGCGAUGAGGGAGCGGGAGGCGGAGCUUCUGUCUGGAGGAGAAGACGGAGCCGUCAGGAUGUGGGACAGCAGGACGGGUCAGUGCGUUCACUGCAUCGACAUCUACAAGUACGAGAGCUGCGCUCGGCCUCAGCACGGGAAGUGGAUCAGCUGCGUGGCCACGGACUCGGACUGGAUGCUGUGCGGCGGGGGCCCGUCUCUGUCCCUGUGGCAUCUGCGCUCGCUGUCGCCGACAUCCGUGUUCCCUCUGAGCGGCUGCCAGCGCCAGGCGGCUUUCUACCAGGACAUGAUCCUGACGGUGGGCGACGGCCCCCACGUGUCCCACUGCCUGCUGGGAGGAGACAUCAAGGCCCAGAUCGUCUGCACGUCGCAGAGUCUCAACACGCUGCAGCUCAACACCAACAGCACCGAGCACCGGGUGCUGACGGCCGGCGGCAGCAGCAGCAAGAUCGACGUCUUCACCAACCUGUCGUACCGAGCCUUCUCCCUCAGCUUCUGACCCGCAGGAACCGCAGGAACCCCGGAAACCCCACAGGAACCUAAUAAAGCCAUUUUCAUAUAAA